UUUCUUUUUUCAACAAGUUAUUUCCACCGGACAAGCGCACCCUCUCUUCAUUCCUAUUCCCGCACAGGUUUUGGUGGUCUCGCAUGGCGGUCGUCGCUUCCCUGAACUCGCAGCAGCUCUUCCCUCCUCUCCUCUCUCCCAAUUCCCAUUCCUCCAUCCGUCCCUUCCCUCGAAACCCUCGUUCGAAACUUCGAACUUCCUCCAAGUUCCAAUCCAUUACUUGCGAGCUCAGGAGCAGCUCCGACCCGAGCAAUUCCCCAGUUGCGGAACCAGAGACAGAGGCGAACAGUUUAGGGGUUAAAGCUGCGUUGGGUAUGCUCAGGUUCUACAAGAGGGAAAUAUCGCCGAUUCUGCCGAAUAGUUGUCGAUACGUGCCGACGUGUAGCGAGUACUCGAUGGCAGCCUACAAGAAGUAUGGGGUUGUUAAGGGCACCGUCCUGACGGCUUGGCGUCUCUGCCGUUGCAAUCCUCUUGGUGUUCAUUUUGCCAGGUGGAUCUGGAUUUGAUCCCCCGCGCUGGUUUGGUGAAGAACGUCCAUCUGAAGAAGAAUGAGAGUUUAUUAUAUUGACUUCUGGGCCGACAGGUCUUCGAGUAGAGGGAUGCUUAUGAUUUUGGCCAUCCUGUUUCGUGAUUGCAGCUAAUAUUGAAUGCUUAUGGUCCAUUAUUGUUCGACCAAGUGUAUUAUUUGCCGUCUUAUGGAACUAUCAGGAAUUGCAAUUUGGGAACAGAUACAUCCUUUUGCCAUUGCUCGCUGGAUGUCAGGUCCCUAUGGCAUAAAUCCUCCAGAGUCCUCCUGCCAUCCCCAAUGUGAAGGAGUUUGCAAGCUCGAGAUCGUCAAAGAGCAAUCGUAGCAAUGGAAUCUCGACACUGGGAAACGGUGAAAGGACUCAGUGAUUCCGUCUGUAAAAUAUCAUAAAUGGACAAGUUGCGCUUCUCGUUUUGACAGACAAGAAGGGAAGCAAAAUCAAAGAUGAUUGUUGUUUGCAAUAAGCGUCUUGUAGACCAGUGCUCCUGGGACAUUUGUUAAGCAUAUUUGAUAAGGAAAUGUUCUUUUUUCAAUGCACCAAUUACACAUAACAGGAGAGGCACUGCUUUGGAAGUCA
Messenger RNA from Syzygium oleosum, 1103 nucleotides. Its product is annotated as UPF0161 protein At3g09310. The transcript has 5 exons. The coding region runs from base 84 to 506 and encodes 140 amino acids. Lineage: Eukaryota; Viridiplantae; Streptophyta; Magnoliopsida; Myrtales; Myrtaceae. The record is from RefSeq and is a predicted model, not a curated record.